Manihot esculenta (cassava) is the source of this 2652-nucleotide messenger RNA. Its product is annotated as lysine histidine transporter 1. The transcript is spliced from 8 exons. The coding region runs from base 80 to 1432 and encodes 450 amino acids. Gene Ontology annotation, cellular component: plasma membrane. The record is from RefSeq and is a predicted model, not a curated record. Lineage: Eukaryota; Viridiplantae; Streptophyta; Magnoliopsida; Malpighiales; Euphorbiaceae.
UUUCUUAUUUAGAUCGCCAAUUCUUUCUGAUAAAUGUUCCUUUCUCAUCUCUGUCCAGAAAUUCUCUUAGGAUCCACUAAUGGGUGUCCAGGAAGAAAAUCGUGAUGUCCCCAAAGAGAACCCUCAAGUCUCCAGCGAUAUAGCUGCAAGGCAGAAGGCAAUAGAUGAUUGGCUUCCUAUCACUUCUUCAAGGAAUGCAAAAUGGUGGUACGCAGCUUUCCACAAUGUUACUGCCAUGGUUGGAGCUGGUGUCCUCAGCCUUCCAUAUGCAAUGUCAAAUCUUGGAUGGGGUCCUGGUACAGUAAUCCUGAUCCUAUCAUGGACCAUCACUUUAUACACUCUAUGGCAAAUGGUUGAGAUGCAUGAGAUGGUUCCUGGGAAACGUUUCGAUCGAUAUCAUGAGCUUGGUCAGCAUGCCUUUGGAGAAAAACUUGGUCUUUAUAUAGUAGUGCCUCAACAAUUAAUUUGUGAAGUGGGUGUAGACAUAGUCUACAUGGUUACUGGAGGGAAAUCUCUACAGAAGGUCCAUGAUAUAGUUUGCAAACACUGCAAACCGAUAAAAACAACCUAUUUUAUAAUGAUUUUCGCCUCUGUUCAUUUCGUACUUGCUCAUCUCCCCAAUUUCAACUCCAUCUCUGGGGUAUCUUUGGCUGCAGCAGUCAUGUCUCUGAGUUACUCUACCAUUGCUUGGGCAGCUUCCGUCCACAAGGGUCGUCAGCCAGAUGUGCAAUAUGGCUACAAAGCCUCAACCACUUCAGGAACAGUAUUCGACUUCUUUACUGCAUUAGGUGAUGUAGCUUUCGCCUAUGCUGGGCAUAAUGUAGUUUUGGAGAUUCAAGCAACAAUUCCUUCUACCACAGAGAAGCCAUCCAAAGGUCCAAUGUGGAGAGGAGUGGUCAUUGCCUAUAUAGUUGUGGCUUUGUGCUACUUCCCAGUUGCUCUGAUAGGAUAUUACAUGUUUGGUAACAACGUUGAAGACAAUAUCCUCAUCUCAUUAGAGAAACCGACCUGGCUCAUAGUCGCUGCUAAUAUGUUUGUUGUUGUCCAUGUUAUUGGAAGUUAUCAGUUAUAUGCAAUGCCCGUUUUUGACAUGUUAGAAACAUUGCUAGUAAAGCAGCUGCAUUUCAAGCCUAGUACAACUCUUCGAUUCAUCACGCGCAAUUUAUAUGUUGCAUUCACAAUGUUUAUUGCCAUAUGCUUUCCUUUCUUCGGUGGCCUUUUGGGAUUUUUUGGAGGAUUUGCUUUUGCCCCAACAACUUACUUCCUCCCCUGCAUCAUGUGGCUUGCAAUAUACAAACCGAAGAGGUUCAGUCUCUCAUGGUUAACCAACUGGAUCUGCAUCAUACUUGGCAUCUUCUUGAUGAUUUUAUCUCCUAUUGGAGGGUUGAGGAGUAUCAUACUUAAAGCCAAGGACUACAAGUUUUUCUCUUGAACAAUUACUGCAAAUCAAGACAAAGUUAUAUCUAUGCAAUGGACGUCUUGUAUCUACAAAAACAACAACAAUAAUAAUAAUGGAUUGAUGAUGAUUUCAAUGAUUGAAAAGACUAGGCCUGGCGUAGAAAUCAUGAUCAGAUCAUAGGUUUGUGUCCAAAACAAUCUUGGAUUAUUAUUUGUUUUCAGCACUCAGCUACACUGCAGUUUCAUAUGUUGUAUUCUUAAUUUGUGUAAUCUGGCAAGUAUGUUUGGCUAUUCACCCACUUAAAAUCUAUGAAUUUUAAUUAGUCUUCAUAGUGGGGCGUAAUCCAGAGCAACGAAGUCAUUUUCCAGUUAUUCUGAAGGUAUAACGUCUUGCUUUGAAAAUUGGAGCCCAUGGCUGAAGGUUUCUGCCCAUAGGGUGCACCCUCCAGCAAUGAGGAUCACAAAGAAAGAAACCUGCUCUCAUGAGAUUGUUAUUUUGCAGUUUAGCAGUUUAUUUACGCUAUAUCAUGCAUGGCAACAUAAUACGUACAGGUUAUUAUGCUUGCCUGCUUCUUCAAUACUAUUAGCUACAUGGCAGUGACAAGUUAGAGAAAUUUCUGAAAUAGUGAAUCUCGAUGGAAACAUACAAAGAUCCAGAAAGUGACCAAAAACCAGCAACUACAUUAACUAAGGAACUUCAAGUUUUCAGGAAAUUGAUACAUCCAGUUUGUGUAGUUUGCAUGUUUUUUUAACUUCCUCGGAACUUAAGAAGCUACUUCCUUGAAAUGAAGGUAAGUAACUUACCUAUAAGUACACAUUACUUUCUGGAAAGUUACUUACCAAAAAAUAAAGGAUUUGAACCAAACAAGUCCUAAGAUAUUUCUCCUUAAAAGACUACCUCUCCAUCUUUUCUUUCACAUUAAGUAGCCUAUGUGGAAGUUUUGGACAGAACAGAGACAGCACCUUGAGAUGCGACUUCUAAAACUAGCACAAAUUCAUCAAACUAGCGAGUGUAAUGCAAAGAAAACUAGUUAAUGAAAUUAAUUUCUGAACUCCUAUCAACCGUACUACCACAAAUGCUAAUUUUGAUAUUAACAACACACUUUGAUUCUGCACAAGGACGGUGCAGCUGCCACACCCAAACUGGCAGGUACAGAGGGAAGGGCAUAUUCAAUUAGACAACUUAAAUGCUAGACCAGUUAUUACAUGUUCUUCAAAUUACACCUUUCUGGUAGGCUACUUCCAACCAACCUU